AUGGCGAAACCCACACUAUUAGCAGCUUCCUUAGUGAUUGCACUUUAUAUGGUUGCCGUUGCAGCAGCUGCUCCCCACUCCUCCACUCCGGGUGGCGAGUACUCCGAACACGCAAGAACCAAAGGCCUGAACCGUUGCGAGAAAUUCUUGAGGGAGAGCUGCCGGAGAGUGAGGGAUGACAGCUGCCGUCAGCGGCUGCAGUUAUGCUGCGGGGAAUUAGAGCGAAUUGAGGCGCGACGGCGGUGCACGUUGGUAAGACAGCUGGUGAAGAGACAGCUGGACGAUUUCAGUGGUAAAGGAAUGCGAGAGAUGUUGCAGAAGGCUCGAAACUUACCGGCUCUGUGCCGCAUGGGAAUCGGCCGCUGUGACAUUCGAGUUCCGGUUCCACAGUCUUGGUUUACUAAUUAUGGCCCUGUGAUUGAAUCCUAA
Messenger RNA from Hibiscus syriacus, 429 nucleotides. Its product is annotated as 2S albumin-like. Bases 1 to 429 code for a protein of 142 amino acids. Gene Ontology annotation, molecular function: nutrient reservoir activity. The transcript has a single exon. The record is from RefSeq and is a predicted model, not a curated record. Lineage: Eukaryota; Viridiplantae; Streptophyta; Magnoliopsida; Malvales; Malvaceae.